AUGAUCAAGCAGCAGCAGCAGCAGGCACCGCCGGCGCCGGCGAGCUCCGCCGCGCCUCCGGCGCCUGCUGUCCCGGCGGCGGCAGCGGCGCCCAGCGGAUGCGAAGGGGAGAAGAAGGCGCCGCCGAUCAACUCGGAGCUCUGGCACGCCUGCGCGGGGCCUCUGGUGUCGCUGCCGCCGGCGGGCAGCCUCGUCGUCUACUUCCCCCAAGGCCACAGCGAGCAGGUUGCAGCUUCUAUGCAAAAGGAUGUUGAUGGACAUGUUCCAAGCUACCCAAAUCUUCCGUCAAAGUUGAUUUGCCUUCUGCAUAAUGUCACUUUACAUGCGGAUCCAGAAACAGAUGAAGUGUAUGCGCAAAUGACUCUCCUGCCAGUUACUUCAUAUGGAAAAGAGGCACUGCAACUAUCAGAACUGGCAUUGAAACAACCAAGGCCUCAAACAGAGUUCUUCUGUAAGACACUAACUGCAAGUGACACAAGCACUCAUGGAGGCUUCUCCGUGCCUCGUCGAGCAGCUGAGAAGAUAUUUCCACCUCUUGAUUUCUCCAUGCAACCACCCUAUCAAGAGAUCCAAGCCAGAGAUUUACAUGAUAAUGUAUGGACAUUCCGUCACAUAUAUCGAGGUCAGCCAAAAAGACAUCUGCUUACCACUGGCUGGAGUCUUUGUGUGAGCGGAAAGAGAUUAUUUGCUGGUGAUUCUGUCAUUUUUGUAAGGGAUGAAAAGCAGCAACUUCUACUUGGAAUCAGGCGUGCUAAUAGACAGCCAACUAACAUAUCAUCAUCUGUCCUUUCAAGUGACAGCAUGCAUAUAGGAAUUCUUGCUGCUGCAGCCCAUGCCGCUGCCAACAAUAGCCCAUUCACCAUAUUUUAUAAUCCUAGGGCCAGUCCUACAGAGUUUGUCGUACCAUUUGCUAAGUAUCAGAAGGCACUCUAUGGUAAUCAAAUAUCUUUAGGAAUGCGCUUUCGCAUGAUGUUUGAGACUGAAGAAUUAGGCACAAGAAGGUACAUGGGUACAAUAACUGGCAUAAGUGAUCUAGAUCCCGUAAGAUGGAAAAACUCACAAUGGCGCAACUUACAGCAUGGAUGUACAGUAAAUGAUCACUGCUAUGUACUUGCAGAUGAUGAGUCCUCAGAAAUGGAGAAUCUCUUAAAGAGGGCAAUGCCAUGGCUUGGUGAGGAGAUAUGCAUAAAGGAUCCACAGACACAGAACACCAUAAUGCCUGGUCUUAGCUUGGUUCAGUGGAUGAACAUGAAUAUGCAGCAGAACUCCUCGUUUGCAAACUCGGCUAUGCAGUCCGAGUACCUACGAUCACUAAGCAACCCCAACAUUCAAAAUCUUGGUGCGGCUGAUCUCUCAAGGCAGUUAAACCUGCAGAACCAGAUUCUGCAACAGAACAGCAUUCAGUUUAGUUCUCCCAAACUUCCUCAGCAAAUGCAGCCAGUCAAUGAAUUGUCAAAGGCAUCACUUCCACUGAAUCAGCUUGGUGUGGGCACCAAACCGCAAGAACAGACUCAAGACCCAAGCAAUCUGCAGAGGCAACAACAGUCCAUAAACCAACUACUUCCAUUGAGCCAAUCUCAAACCAAUCUUGUCCAGGCUCAGGUCCUUGUCCAGAAUCAAAUGCAGCAGCAGCAACCACAAUCCAUGACUCAAAAUCAGCAGCCAGCUGCCAGCCAGUCGCUGCUCCUGCCCCAUCAGCAGCAACAGCAACAUCAACAACAAAAGUUGGCACAUCAACAGCAGCAGCUUUUACUUCAGCAACAACAAUUGCAGCAACAGCAGCAAAAUCAGCAACAGUUAAAUAAGAUGGCUGCGCAAGUGCCAAAUCUGGCAUCACAUCAGCUGCAACUGUCUGAUCAGCAGCUUCAGCUGCAACUGCUACAAAAAUUGCAACAGCAGCAGCAGUCGUUGCUAUCACAACCAGGUGUUACUCUUGCACAAUUACCUCUAAUCCAAGAGCAGCAAAAGUUGAUUAUUGAUAUGCAGCAGCAGCUGUCAAAUUCUCAAUCACUUUCCCAGCCACAAAUAAUGCCUCAACAAAGUACCAAAGUUCCGUCACAGGCAACACCACCACCACCAACCGUGCAACAAGAGUCACAGCAGAAGCUUCCACAGAAGCAUGUUAGUUUCACUGACACAUCACAUACUGCCAUUCCUCCAACUACGUCAGUCAACGCCAUUUCAGCUGUGGGAAGUCCUCUGAUGGCAACUGGUGCCACACAUUCUGUACUUACCGAUGAAAUCCCUUCCUGCUCAACAUCACCUUCAACAGCUAAUGGUAAUCACCUUGUGCAACCAGUCCUCGGAAGAAACCAACAAUGCAGCAUGAUGAACUAUGAGAAGGUGCCUCAGUCUACUGCUCCUAUGUCAAUCCCAAGCUCCCUGGAAGCUGUCACGGCGACGCCAAGAUCAAUCAAGGAAUUGCCAAAGUUGAAUUCUAAUGUCAAGCAAAGUGUAAUGGCUUCAAAGCUACCAAAUACAGGGCCUGUACCUCAAAAUUUGGCUAACAAUGCACCCCCGACGGACUAUCUGGAAACAGCUUCAUCAGCAACUUCAGUGUGGCUUUCCCAAGCGGAUGGACUUCUACAUCAUGGUUUCCCCAUGUCUAACUUCAAUCAGCAGCAGAUGUUCAAAGAUGCGGCUCCUGAGACUGAUAUCCACAGUGCUGAUCCCAGUAAUAACACACUCUUUGGUAUAAAUUGUGAUGGUCAGCUGGGCUUUCCCAUGGGAGCGGAUGGCUUCUUAUCGAAUGGAAUUGAUCCUUCCAAGUAUCAGAAUCACAUUUCAACAGAUAUUGAUGGUAACUACAGGAUCCCAAAGGAUGGUCAGCAAGAAAUAUCGUCAUCCAUGGUUUCACAGUCAUUUGGUGCAUCAGAUAUGGCAUUCAAUUCAAUUGACUCUGGUAUGAAUGAUGGUGGUUUCGUGAACAGAACUUCUUGGCCUCUUCCCCUAAAGAGGAUGAGGACAUUUACCAAGGUGUAUAAACGUGGAGCUGUAGGUCGGUCCAUUGACAUUAGUCAGUUCAAUGGAUAUGAUGAGUUGAAGCAUGCUCUGGCUCGCAUGUUUAGUAUGGAGGGGCAACUUGAGGAACGACAGAGAAUUGGCUGGAAACUUGUCUACAAGGAUCAUGAGGAUGACAUCUUACUUCUUGGUGAUGACCCUUGGGAGGAAUUUGUCAACUGUGUGAAGUGCAUUAGGAUCUUGUCGCCUCACGAAGUGCAGCAGAUGAGCCUGGAUGGGGAUCUGGGGAACAACAUUCUCCCCAACCAGGCCUGCAGCAGCUCGGACGGCGGGAAUGCCUGGAGGGCUCGCUGCGAUCAGAACUCUGGUAACCCUUCUACUGGUUCAUAUGACCAGUUUGAAUGA
This is a messenger RNA of Miscanthus lutarioriparius, 3366 nucleotides long. The record is from the annotation of a GenBank genome assembly. NCBI's taxonomy places the organism in Eukaryota, Viridiplantae, Streptophyta, Magnoliopsida, Poales, Poaceae.